AUGAAAAAAGACUUAUUUAAUUUACAUAAUAUAACAAAUUAGUCAAUUAUACAUAAAUGGAAUAAUUUUUAUUUUACAUAUAAAUUGAUUUAAAAGGAUUCUAGAGACAAAUAUCUUGAUUUUGAAUGUGAAAAAUUCAUACCAAAUUAUUUUCUUGAUGUCUAAAAAAUAUAUAAAUCUUAUUGA
Messenger RNA from Ichthyophthirius multifiliis, 186 nucleotides. RefSeq lists its product as hypothetical. The transcript has 4 exons. The record is from RefSeq and is a predicted model, not a curated record. Lineage: Eukaryota; Ciliophora; Oligohymenophorea; Hymenostomatida.